This is a messenger RNA of Xylaria bambusicola, 4122 nucleotides long. RefSeq lists its product as uncharacterized. The transcript has 4 exons. Gene Ontology annotation, biological process: protein phosphorylation. The record is from RefSeq and is a predicted model, not a curated record. NCBI's taxonomy places the organism in Eukaryota, Fungi, Ascomycota, Sordariomycetes, Xylariales, Xylariaceae. Bases 176 to 3958 code for a protein of 1260 amino acids. Gene Ontology annotation, molecular function: protein kinase activity; ATP binding.
CAAAAGAUCUCGAACAGAAUAUCAGCAGAAGAUAACAGUAGCAAAAUGUCACUGUCCGUCCGUACUUCAGGCUCACCUAAAUUAGAUAUCGAAAUCCUAAGCAAUAAAAACGUAUCUGUGAGAUCGGAGAGCUUGAUAGGGGCAAGAGAAGCCUCAAGGCUCGAUAAUACUGAUCAUGUUUCCUGGUCUAGGUUUUCUGAAGAAAAAAGCCUUCAAAUUGCCAAAUCGGAGAAAGGAGGCCCACAGACCCGAGAAUGAAGUUCUCGCGGCUAUCGGAGGCCAUCUGACGACUCAAUCAUCACUAGCAGAAGGUGUAUUAGACCAACGUGAUGAAGACUCAGUCUCUUCGGUUGCUACAUCGUCCCACUUGAGAGAUGAGAUAAAUGACUCCCUUGUUGAGAGUGCUUUUGACAGUGGCCGACGAUUUCUCCCUGAAGGUAGCCUCGACAGACUAGUCACAUCUGAAAACGUCUUGGGGGUGCUGACAUACUUGGGGGCUAAUACGGAAGAAAUUCAAUCUCUCGUUGACUUUGUCCUAACCAAGGCGAGAAAAAUCUUUAUUGUUAUAGUAAACACUGAUAUGAUCAAUGUUAGUGACGCACUUGAGAGUUGUCGACGGUCGGGCGUCACAGACCGUCACCUACCCCUCCCGCGAGAACUCAUCAACUGCGGAGGGAUGAAAAAUCAUUCAACGAGGAAAGAUUGCCAACAUGAGGUGGAACUGGAGGUAUUCCAUGAGAAGCCAUGGCGUCGUUCGGCUAUCUCAGCUUUUUACCAUGCGCAGUGGCAGUUUCUUGCACCCUCAUUCACCCCUUACCAUCGUGACAUGACAUUGGAUGUCAGAGCUAUCUUACCGUUUGUCCACGUUGGCCGGGACGCCCGAGUGGGGUUCUUUAGUGAGGUUUAUGAAGUUGAGUUGCAUCGUGACCAUCAUAAUGGGAUUAUACCAGCCGAGGACGGACAUGAACUUCGCGUCGCGCUAAAAGAGCUGCGAGCGGACUCUAAUAAUGAUGACAUCCGCGACACAUUUGAGCAUGAGAUGAGAUCUUUCGAAGCACUCCGUGAGUUUCAACACAAACACUUGAUUACUACGAUGGCCUCGAUUGUCCGAGGAGAAAGGCGGUAUUUCAUAUUCCCUUGGGCAGAUGGAGAAGACUUGCGAGCAUUCUGGAUGACAACAGAGUUCUGGCCCCUGACACCGCAUCUAAUACUGGAAACCGUGCAACAACUGGGCGGUCUAGCUAGCGCCCUAUAUACACUGCAUCAAGGCGGGUGGAGGCACGGAGAUGUGAAGCCUGAGAAUAUCCUAAGAUUCAAAGACCGGACUACCCUGGGGAUCCUCAAGCUUGGUGAUCUGGGGCUCGCCAAGACACACCACCAGUCAACGGCACUUCGACAGGCCCCAACCACGACAAGGGUUGGGACCAUGCGCUACGAGCCACCCGAGACUGUCGUCUCCAAUAACCAGCCGAGAUCACGAAAAUAUGACAUAUGGUCGAUGGGUUGUGUUACCAUGGAAUUCGUCAUUUGGUUGCUAUACGGGCCAACUGGACUAAACGAGUUUAGUCGGGCUCUCUCCAAAGAUAAUACCAUUGGAGAGGCAUUUUAUUCAACGAGACAAGGCGAUUACCAUAGAUUGCAGGCUGAGGUGCACCCUGUAGUCAGUCUCUGGAUGGGCGAGAUAUCCAAGAAUCCAGAUUGGCCGCGAGAUUCAGCAAUUGCUGACCUCGUGAGACUCGUCGAGACUCAUCUGCUUGUGGUCCGCACAUCAUCGGCGAAGCCUCCAUUGUCCAUGAUAGAACAGUCAAAUUCAGAACAAUUGACCAUAACAAUAGGGAUGGAUUCCCAACCGGAUAUGUCGAACGUUCGAGCGGAUGCCCAUUUUUUACAAAAACGAUUAGAGCUAAUCCUACACAAAUGUCAGACAGAUCCCGAAUACUUGUUUCCCAGAUCAGCGAGAGCAGCUCUCUAUCGCCGCCCUAUACCAGGUCAUAAAAAUACUCAAACUAGACUGCGAACAGGUCAACAUAUAGACAUUUUGAAACCAAGUGCUCUUCACGUGCUAGCUGUACCCGAGCGCUUGCCUCUACUGUCUCGAGCGGGCGCGGCGGAAGAGUACAGUAACACACAGGGAAAUACCAUUGAGGAUACUUGGGAAUAUAUCACAGACAACGAUUUUGCCAGUCGGUUCUUCCAGUCUUUCGCCACUCCAACCACCCCUGGGCGAAAUGCAGACCGAGUCUGUGCUUACUGCACAGAAAUUGAUUUCUGCGUUCCCGAAUUUUCUAUGAGCUACACGACAAAGUACCUUCAAGAAACUGCCCCCUAUUGUUGUCUCUGCUCUCUCUUGUAUAAUGCCCUUACCCGUAAUGAUCCGAGGCAGCUGGACCUUCGUGUGAUUCAUUUCAAACGCUAUGACUCAAUAAUAAAAAGCCAGACAAGCGGCUCUCCUAUUCUAUCCAUGGUUUCAGACCCCAUAAACUCAAUAGCGUCUCCGACAGCACGUCUAAUACCAGCUGAGAUUCAAAUCGGACUCCCAAAUCUACAUGACUUUGAUAGCGCAGCCCACCGUCACCUCCUCAGGCAGUGGCUGGCAAGUUGCGACUUCGAACACCAGUGUAUCUCCGGAAAUAAAUCAAAUCGUUAUUUUCCAACCCGAAUCCUAUUUGUAGAGGGUGAUGACGCCCCCACUGUACGUCUGAUCGAAACCAUAACAAUGGUGGCCAAGCCUAAGUCAUAUAUCACUCUCUCGUACGUCUGGGGUUCGCGCAAUGCGAAAUGGAGGCUUAAUAGGAGUAACUACUCACAAUUCCAGUACGGCACACCCACCAGCGAGCUGCCGCCUUCGUUUCGUGAUGCUGCUCUGGUUGCUCUACAAAUGGGCAUCCCAUAUCUCUGGAUCGACGCCCUUUGUGUUAUCCACGACGGCGACCUCGACACAGCAGCAGAUGUUAUGGAAAGAGACCAGGCUUUCCGAGGGUCUCACUGCACCGUCUCGCUAAGCUCCGCUGUUAGCAUCAAUGAUGGAUUUCUGAAACCGCGAAGACAUAGGGAGGCGGUAAAAAUGAAAAGAGAGAACGGAGGUAUCUAUUAUGUUUGCGAACUAAUCGAUGAAUUUAGCAAAGAUGUAGAAGAGUCGCCUCUGAGUUCGAGAGGCUGGGCCUUUCAGGAGCGCAUUCUGUCGCGGCGGAUGAUAUUCUUCACGGCUAAUCAGACAUAUUGGCAAUGCGGUGAAGGCAUCCGCUGCGAGACUCUGACCAAGUUGGGAAACUGGAGGUCAGCCAUCCUAGGCGACCCAGACUUUCCUGCAAGGUCCCUAAAGACUUUACACCCUGUUCAGACCUACCAACAGUUCUACGAACGGUACUCGUUGCUUAGAUUCAGUUUCGCUACAGACAGGUUGCUUGCCUUCCAGGGCCUGGAGAAGCGAGUCUUGCUAUCUUUAAAAUCCGCGGGGGGUUACGGAGUUGUCGAGCGCUUCUUCCACCGCAGCCUCCUCUGGCGCCGGGGCCCCGAACAGACACUGGAGCGAAUAGAGUUCCCUGAAGAGCAACAUAUUCCAAGCUGGUCUUGGCAAGCAUACAUUGGUGGUAUAACUUAUCUGGAAAUGCCGCCUGACACUAUCGCCUGGAACAAGAACUGUUACACCCCGCGCCAUGACUUCAGCGAACUCAUAGCUGAAGCGUGGGACUUUGACUUCCAGGCUGCGUCUUCUGACGAAUCCAACAAUUUAACGGUGGUUUGGGAUCAGGGCGAGCAUGGUAGGAGGGAAGACCUGAAGUGCAUUACUGUCGGAAGUAGCAAGGCUAGUUCCGAUGAAAUUGGACCACGUAGUGCAAAUUAUCUCCUCAUUGUUGCACCUAGUGGCGACCACAACAUAUUCGAGCGUCUCGGAGUCGGAUAUAUGGACGGAAUAGAGCCUGUAUCAAGGGACAAGUUGAUGAUUCGAGUUCGCUAGAAGAGGACUGUAAAAAGGAAUCGAUAGGCAGCUCCCUAAUCGAUUGAUUUCAGCGGACUUUGAUGCGUUUCUUCUUCCAUGAAGCUUAGUUAGAUCUCGUCUUCCGUAUUUACAGAAAAUCUGAAACAGGAGUCCGUUGAUAUUCUCGCUCUUUUACCCUGCCU